GUCGGACGGGACCUCCAUCGCAGACGGGAAAAAGUUCAACCGAGCUCGCUUUUCGGUCGUGGAGGCAGAGGCAGAGGCAGAGGUGGAGGCGGGGCCAGGGCCGCCAGCUCAGUGACCAGUCCAGUCGAGCGGUCGGAGCAGCUGGGCACAGAAUUGGAAGCCCCGGCCCUGGCACCGCCCUUAGAUUGCACAUGGCCGUAUUAAAUUGCACACGGCGAGCGAAGCCUUUCAAACAGUUCUGCAGGACUCGCAGAGUACACCUCAUACACGCCUCAUCUUUCCCUCGUUCUCUUGGGAGGUUUUGAACAUUGUGAUCGGUGUCUCGGAGGGCAAGCGUGUAGUUUGGGCGACGGGGAGCUCCUCAGGGUGUUGAAUAAUUUGUAGCUCGACAUAGCUCGUGGUCUGUUCUUGUCCGUCCGAGAGGAAUUGUGAGCUCCGCCUGUGUGAGCUUCGUGCAGGCAAAAUGCCGCAUGAUACAGCCGCUCCCGACCUCGAGAAUUACUCGAAUGGAGAUUACCAGAAGCUGGAAGAGAAGGAGGGCGACAGGUUUCAGAGUAGUGCGAAGCCUGCUGCUUCCGGAACGCCAUGCUAUGUCAUGCCCGUUCUGGCUCUCUCGAUCAUUCUCGGUGCAGUUGCUGGCCCGAUUAUGAAGAGCAUGGAACAAAUUGGAGCUGGACCCAUCGCUGUGGCAUCGUGGCGACAUCAAGUAUCGUCGACGAUGAUGCUCCCUUUCGCUGUCUUUCAGUGGUUUUCGAUGCACCCGCAAGACCGCAGCUCAGCUCCGAGUUGGAGCAAUUUCGGAACCAUUUGUCUCUGUGCCUUGGGACUCGCUGGUCACUUCGGCCUUUGGAUUUGGUCGCUGGACAACACGUCGCUGACGCACAGCCUGUUCCUGUGCAUCAUGUCUCCCAUGUUCGUCACCUUGUUCACCUUCCUGCGCGACGGCACGGUGCUGUGCGCAGAGCUCGUGGGCGUGGCUCUGGGCAUCGUCGGCUCCACCAUCCUCGCGGCCGGAGCCAAAGUCGAGAGGGACAUCGAAUUCUCCAUCUUGGGAGACCUGGCCGCCCUCGGCAGCGGUUGCUGCUUCGCCGUGUACCUGAUGUGCGGCAAGAACCUGCGAGGAAAAUUGCCUCUGUUCGUUUAUCUAUGGCCAGUGAACGUGAUCUCGAUGGUGUACCUAUCUAUAGCACUACUGCUCUUCACUGAGGUGAAAUUGCUGACAGCUUAUGAGGAUAUCGGAAUCUUUUCAUGGAUGACAGAAGGUUACGUGAUCAAGACGUUGAUUCUGGGACUGGGUCCUGGUUUCUUCAGUCACGUUGGUUACAACACAACGCUGGGAUAUGUCAAGCCGCUCAUUGUGUCCGUGGGGUUCUCGGUGUCUCCUGUCGUGGGCUCAUUCAUAGGCUGGGCUAUGCAUGAAACUGGCGUCCCCGGGCUACUGACUUGCUUUGGGGGGAUCGUGACCAUGGCAGCAACCGUAUGGGUGAGCCAUGCCAGUAGUCAAGAGGUGAAGAAACCCGAAGAGACGAGCCAAAGCUUACCAGAUGAAAAGCGUCCUCUUACACAAGAGGAUGAGCCAUAAAUAAGAACCGCAGCGAACUAGACUGUAUCGACUCUCCCGAUAGAGAGCUUGUUUCAUAAGCUCGAAUUGCAGCGAAAUCGAUGGCAACGUGGAAAAAUACGUCACAUGGCUUCAGGAAUUCGGAUGUCACCUUUUCUCGAGACUCUGCAAGCAGCUUGCCUCGUGCCUCGGCCACCUAUUCGCCAUGCCAUCGUCACGAUUUCAGACUAUAGCCAGAGACGCCGAUGGAAUCCAUUAUUCAAUCUGUACAUUAGAUUAAUCUUUACUCAUCUGUAAUUAAUUUUGAUAAUAUAUCAAAAUUGUAGAUUUUCUAUUUUUGGAAACGAAAU
Molecule: messenger RNA, 1911 nt
Organism: Marchantia polymorpha subsp. ruderalis
Lineage: Eukaryota; Viridiplantae; Streptophyta; Marchantiopsida; Marchantiales; Marchantiaceae
Source: the annotation of a GenBank genome assembly